Molecule: messenger RNA, 5059 nt
Organism: Acanthaster planci (crown-of-thorns starfish)
Lineage: Eukaryota; Metazoa; Echinodermata; Asteroidea; Valvatida; Acanthasteridae
Cellular component (GO): cilium
Source: RefSeq, a predicted model, not a curated record
UUGUGCAGACUAUUGUGUGACGACUCACGUCAUCGAUGACUGCCCUUUACUACUUCAACUUUUGAGUCCCGAUUGUCCUAUUUUUACAGACUAAAUUUGGGUUAGACGCGCAACUUCAUCAUUCUUGGAGAUACGGCACUUUGAGACACUCACUGCUGAGGAUACCUGCUUCAAUUAAAAAAGACGCUCAGUCUUAGGAAAAUCUGUUAUCAUGGGCUGUGCAGCAAGUGAGAUGAGCACGGUUCAACAACCGAAACCGUACCCUGUGAAGCAACCCGCCCAGGCCACCUACCCAGUCUUAGCCCCACAACAAGUGCCACAGCAGCAGGUGCCACAGCCGGUUCUGUCCACGGCCCCUCAGCAGACCAUGGUCCCACAGGCUGCUCCACCUGUCCAGCAGGCUCCGCCUCCCCAGCAGGCUCCGCCUCCCCCGCAGGCUCCAGCUGAGAAUAAAGAUGACGAGGACAUUCAGCCUGAGCCUGUUGAAAUCAACGAAGCCCUUAUUCAGCUGUUAGUGGACAUGGACAAGGAGAUUUCAUCCCUGGAAUCCCGCAACGUCACCAAGCAGUACCAGCUGAAAGUGGACCAGAUGAACCGCCUCACAGCCCAGGUCCAGGCAAUGGCUCAGGAACAGCAGGCCUUGGCCCAGCAAACCCAGAAAGAGUACCAGGAUGUGGUGAACCUGCAGAACAUGCAGUCCACCCGGCAGAUGAUGACACAGGGCCAGUACACCGCCCAGAUGAGCAAAGAGCAGGAGGAGUACAUGCAGGCGUUGUCCAAGCAGGAGGUCCACAAGAAGGAACUGGACGCCACCGGACGGCAGCUGGAGGCAUUCAAGAGAGAGGUGGCCUCCCUGAAGGCUGAGUCGGACCGGAUCCGGGAGCUGUAUGACAAACAAGAUGGCAUUCUGGCAAGCAUCUUUGAUGGCAAGUACGGCAGUGAGCGAGAGUACAGUCUGGAGUCAGACCUGGACAUCGCGCUGGAGCGCAAACAGAGAGUCGGCGUGGCCAAGUACAAGUGGCAGAAUGCCAAGGUUCUCCUGCAGCAUGCCGGUGGCCAACUGGGCUUUGCCAUUAGGCGUUGGGGUGAUGUCAUGCAGAUACCACCUCAGAACGUGGACAUCCGCUACAAGUUUGCCGCCGAGUGCCGCAACAACUUGGUGGCAGCAUCUCAGAACAUCACCAGCUCCCAGCAGUACCUGAACACCAUCCGCUUCCCUUACUGCACCCCGGAUGAGAUUAAGACUCUGAACACAGCCAUUAACCACAUCUUCACCGACCUCCUGACCCCGGAGAGGCACAAGCACGCCAUGGAGUGUUACGUGACAGUCUACCGGAGGACCUCAGCACUCAUUCAGUGGUGUGACCAUGUCAUCAACAAGACCAUCUUGAAGGACCUGGAGUCAGCAACCAAGGAAUGCGCCACCAAGCAGCAAGAACUGAAGCAGGAGCGACUGAAACUCAUCAAGGAGAAAGUAAGAGAGAAGCUGGGGAACGAUGCAGCGGACAGGAUCCAACUCACUUCAGAAGGGGGCGCAGAGGCCGAGAAUGUGGACCAAGAUGAAGCUGAGCUGCUGAUGUUGGUGGAAGCAGAUGCUGUAUCCCAAGCAGGGGACCUGGCAACGCUGGCACCAGAGAGCUCUGGCCCCAGCGCCAUCACACCCCUCCCCCUCAAUGAGCUUGCCCCAACCCCAUCGAUGGAUGACCUCUUUGGAAACAUUGAUGAGCUCAAGAAACAACAUGAAGAUAACGUGAGGGAGCUGCAGCGCCAGCAGGAGAUGGCCAAAGCGCGGGUGGACCAGGACCUCCAGUCUAAGCUGGCCAAGAGGAGAAGCCGGCGGCGGCGCAUGCAGCAGCAGGAGACAGAGAUGCAGUCACUGGCCGACAAGAGCUAGGAACCCUGGCCAGCCCACAGCAGCAGCUAGCUCCUAAAUUUAAACAAACCCAAGUCACCUUGCAAAAGGUUCAGAACCAUGUGCACACUGGGUAGAUUUCUAGCAACUACAUCUUCAAAAUGUUAAUGCAGUUUCAACAAAGACAAUCUGUUUCUGACUUUCUGUCAACUUGGUGACCACCGAUAAUCAUAACCUUUGGCUGUACUCAGGUUUUGAGCGUGUGGUUUCUACUUACUCAAAGACCAAUGACUGUAGCAUUAUAGUACUCAUUACCCAAAAGUGCAGAAGUAAAACUGUGUGGUGCAUCACAGAUACACAUCAACAAAGGAAUCAGAGCAAAUGUUUAUAUUGUUGUGACAGACAAUCCCCAUGAUUCUACUGAGUCACUUGGCCCACUUCUGUUUUGUGUUUGUGCAUGUAGUUUGUGCAUGUAUUUUUAUUUGAACUGUAAAUAUGUAACUUUUCAAAAUUCAGGAAGCUGUAAUACCUCUGCAUUGUGUUAGCCAGCUCAUGGCAAAUGAACAAAGCUAAUCCAUGAAUUUGAAAUGUGCAUUCCAAACAGACAGGACCUUUGUAUUCUGCCAUCUCCAAUAUUGGUGAAAAUUGUUUCUUGGAGAGAGCAUCAUCAUUUAAUGCAAAACUAUAGAUAAAAGUAAGUUGUCCACUUAUUAGGGUACUUUUUGAUUACAUACACAGUCCACCUCGAGCUGAAGCACCCCUUUCGUCCGGUGAAAAUAGCCACAGUGGUCAGGAGUGUCCAUUUUGUUGGUGGUAAUGUGACUGAAAUACUUGCAUUUCAUUCAUGAACCAGCAAAGUUCAGUUCCGACCACAGGAGCCUCCGUUGCUAAGAAAAUUGUGCCCUCUCUUGGUCUAGCUCAAGGGUCAUAGGUCGAUAAUGCCAACCAACCAUCAAAACUACUUCUCAGUUUUAUAAAAUCCUAACAGAGUUGGCAAACUUGGAUAUAAAAAGAAUGGUCUCUCAGCAAUGACAUCAUAAAUGUUGGUAUCCAUGACAAGUAGCAUUUGUCCUUGCAUAACCCAAGCAAUUUUCUCCCUUAUGACAUAGACCUGGAGCUCUAGGUCUGGUCUGUGCUUAUGGAUAAGCAGAAGAGCACUAUUGUGAAGGACAAAUGGGACACAUUUGUCCACCUAGGCCUACCCGCUGGCUACAGCAACAGUGCAUGUUGUCAGCUGCUGGGCUCGGAUUCAUCAAAAUGAACUCCAUUUCUGUCAAAAUUAACUUGAGUUGUUGCAAGUUCAGCAUGUAUAAAGACACGUAUUGACAAACCAGAUUCCAACCCAACUACUCAUAACCUAUUCCAUCCACCAUGUUAACCAACCAGCCACAGGCACACUGACAUGACAACAGCUGACAAUGUUAACAAUAGUAGACACCCCUUGAUUGGUCAAAACCGGGAGGUCAGCACAAGGUUGUCUUGCAUAAUUAAUCAGGAAAUCUGCUUGCAUGUGAUAGACGCUUGCUGCAUACAAGCGCGUGUCUAUCACAUUGACUAAGUACAAUGGUGGGUUAGGGAGGAAUUUGUGUUUGACGUUGCUGAUAUUAAAGCUAGCUAACUGGGGUAGUUUAUGUCAUGGAAGAUUCAAAGAUGUCUAUUUCAAUUCCAGUAGCACUUACAGUGAAAUACAGAGUGUACAUUGACAUUUUUUUUAUCUGAAUGAAAUCGGGCUGUAUAAGGUAAAACUAUGUAGUUUUAUCCAUUAUUUUUUAAAAAACAAGAAUGUCAGGAAUAAAGAUAAAAGCAACAUUUAAUGGACAUGCAGGAUUACAUUUCUGAAAUACCUGCCUAAAAAGUUACUUGCAACAGAUAUAGAUGUCUAACAUGAGCAUGGCAUAUUUAUUGAAAUUAAUGUUGGACAGUAGUAAUAAUGCACACAGUUUUCUUCAUGUGUAUUUAUCAACAUUGAAUUGAUAAGAAAAUUAGCGGGCAUUAUACCUUAAAAAUUUAGGAUGGCAGUGGUAAGAUGGCUGCAAUGUCACUGUUGUUAUUACACUAUAUAAUGUGCGUACCAGUUGGCCCUAAUACAUACGGUUAAUGCACCACCGUGUGCUGCUGUCAACAUGGACCAUAAUAUACUGUGGUUGGGGAUGAAAUGCUGUGUACAUAUAAACCAGUCAGGGUGCGAGAACACAGUGCAUUCAGAGAUGCACCUGGUCAUUGCAGUACGGGACUGUGCCAGCUGGCUGUGUUGUUCAGAUGAAAGGCCGCUACAUGUAUUUUGUAUAGUACCUGGCCUAACACUUCCGGCACUGUAGGUUUCCUGAGUGGUUAGUUAUUUCCUGCAGUAGUGCAUCCAAGGAGGGUGGCAGAGUGCUACAGACUGAAUGCAACGGCGAGAGUAGCCAAAUUGGAAUGACAGAAUGAGUUAUAAAUGUGAGAUGGGAUGGUGAAACUAAACGAGAAAAGGCCUCAAAUUGUGUGUGACAAAAUCAUUCCCAAUCUAUUAUCUUAUCAGUGCCUUACUGAUAAUUUUGUAAUUCAACCGAAACCGGUCAUUAAUUCUAUUUUGCAAAGGGCAAUCAAAAGUUGUAACAUCCUCUCUGAUUUUCUACAUGGAUUUAUGCUUUCUGAUUUUUCACUAGACAAAAUUACGUAUAAUGUAUAGUUAGCAGAACACCUUGAAUUCGGCCUACCAAACCAUCCAGCCUUCCGUUCUUGUAAAGUACUUUUUCAAAUGUAUCUACCUGUACAGUUAUCGUGUAUAUAUACUUCAACACUUUUAUCCUCAUUUGAAUGUGAAUAGUUUUAACAAAGGUUUUGGCUAAGACUACUAGCUAACUUUGUGUGCAAUUUUAUCAUUCCUAUAGAUGAUUGAAUGUGUAGAAAGAAUUAUUGUACAGUACUUAAUUAAAAGGGGUUUGCUAUUCCGUCCAAUCAGGGUGUAGGGUCUUCAAUUAAGUUUGAAUAGUAGGCAAAUGUAUAGUUUAUACCCGUAUAUGUAAAUCUUGUUGGUUGUUUUUGUAUUUUAAACCAUUUUUCUGUUACAGAACUACAAAUCCUGAUAAAAGUUACAAGUGCCUUGGGUUUGCAGUGACCGUCAUAUUUAUGACUUCUUAGGAAUUCCUAUUGUCAGCAUUACUUGAAAGUGUCAAUUGCAUAAUUGAUGUUAACUGUAAAUAAACGCAAGAUUCAGAGAUAUAUUCA